UUGACGCACACUGCGGAACUGAAUGGUCCAGCAUGGCUUCUGAGCACCUGGGACUUACCGCGGAGCAGUUUUGUCAGGCGUUAAUGAAAAUAUCAGACAGACUUCUCAGCUUUGGCGUGGCGUUAUGGUAAAGUUACCGCUGGGUAAGCAUUUCUUAGCGGCACAGCAUUGAGCACUUCUUGUUUUUCCCUCUAACUUUGCCUGGUGGCUGGCGGAGCUCCGAUGGUGCAGCGUGGCUGAGGACGUUUAACAGACUGAACCUACGUCCCCCAAAUAAUACAGAACCAGUCACCGAGAGCGACCACGAUGGCAAAGGUGAAGGCAAAGAAAAGUGACUCUGCAGCUGAAGUACAACAGGCCGCAUCUGGAAAGAAAAACGACGAUGCGAAGAAGAAGAAGACAUUCUGGUUUGAGAAGAAAUUGAAAGUGAAAAAGCCUCAGUCGAACGACCAGGUGCAGCCUCCAAACAACCCCCAACACUUCUCUGCCAACUGGAAGGCGCUGCAAGAGAAGUUAAAAGCCAGUCAGCCGGAGGAGAAACGGCCCGUGGCAACGAAAAAACAGAAUGGUGCUCUGCCAAAAAAGGAAGCCAAAGAAAAUUCUUCUAAAAAUAUUUCCAAGACCAACACCGGUCCUGGACAGACGGACACUGGGAAAAAAGGGAAGCACAAAAGUGUGCCCAACAGUGUUGUCCCCAAGGACCCGGCGGGGAACUCGAAGGUUCCUGUCGUCUCACAGGCGGGACAGUCUGCAGCCCCGAAGAGGAAAAGGGCAUCAAACGACGAGCAGGCAGCCAAGAAAAAGAAGCCUGUGGCCGAAGAGAAAACGCCUACAGAACAGGACCUUUGGUUUGACGAUGUGGACCCUGACGACAUCGAGGCGACAGUUGGAGCAGAGGCCGCAGAGAUCAUGAGGAGGAAGCAGGGCGUUCAGAAGAGCAAGGACCCAGAGAGCGCCCUGGUCAAGGAGAAAGCCUUCGAGGGCCUCACCAGAGCUGUGGCUAUUGAUUGUGAGAUGGUGGGAGUGGGUCCAGAUGGAGAAGACAGCAUCUUGGCGCGCGUCUCCCUCGUGAACCACUUUGGGAAAUGCAUCUAUGACAAAUAUGUAAAGCCCACAGAGAAGGUGACAGACUACAGGACAGCCGUCAGUGGCAUCCGGCCAGAGGACAUCAAAGACGGAGAGGAUGUACGGACGGUGCGGAGGGAGGUCGGCGAGAUCCUGCAAGGCAGAAUAGUUGUUGGACAUGCCAUACACAAUGACCUAAAGAUUUUACUCUUGGAUCAUCCAAAAAAGAAAAUCCGGGACACUCAGAAGUAUAAACCUUUUAAGAAGAUUGUGAAGAGUGGUCGGCCGGCACUGAAAGUCCUCUGUAGAGAAAUACUCAAUGUGAAGGUCCAGCAGGGUGAACAUUCAUCUGUCCAAGACGCACAGGCCACCAUGAGGCUGUACACCAUGGUGAGAAAACAGUGGGAAGCAGAGAUUAAAGCCAGUCACAGGAACAAAGACUCGGACAAGAAAAGUGACAGAAAACCCAAGUUCCCCAGAAUCAAGAACAGGGGCAAGAAUCCCAUGGGAUUAUGAACAGAGGACAGAUGACCUCUGACAAUCAGAGCAGACCUGACUGACAUGAAAGUAACGGCUGUGGAACAGUUAUCACGGUAUAAUAUGACACUCAAGAUCUAUCAGGACGGUCCCUGAAAGCACACAAUUCAGAAUGUCAAUGAAAACCAAGAUUUCUACAAGAAUGUGUUUUUGUCAGCCUCAAUUCCAGGAAGCGUAGGCCGGUUGUUCUUGCGGAUUUGCCAGGAUUUAAGCAAACACCGGAAUGUUUUUUCCUGAGCAUCUCCAUCUGUGUCUCAAACUGCGAAUAAACCAAACCACGAGAGAUUUAUUUACUCUGGGCCUUUUUACAAGAAAUUUCCAGACAUCAUUUCCCAACAUCAUUCCCCUGCAGCUUGAAGCAGGUGUUCCAAUCUGGCAGCUCCUCGACAGAGAGCUCCGGGGAACAUGGAAAUCAAAUUUCCAGUGCCAAACAAUGAAUGUCCAGUCUUUUAAAACGUUUGUCUUUGGUUUGUGAUUUGAUUCCUGGUUGCCUUAAAAAGUUGUACGUUUAAAAGUUGACUCAAACAUACUAUUUCAUUCUCUGUAGCUCUGUUGCAUUUGUAGUAUAUAUAUCAUCUUGCCAAUUGUUCUGUUCGUGUCACUUGCAGAUAUGAGCCUUCUGUCAUAUUCUUAAUUUGUUGUAUCAUGUUUUAAACUUAACCUUUUGGGUAUUUGCUGCUCUCAUUUGACCCAAGCGCAGUAACGGCUGCAACACCGUACUCCUUAUAGUGGUGCCAGCUUACAACAGCAUGGUUUCUCCUUCUUCUACCACGUGUCAAACUGUGGAGCAGCGUCGCAGACAUGUUGAACAGUAGCUGUAGACCACUAACGUCUACUGUACUGUCGUUCUGUUCACAAAUCUAUCCUUUGAUUUAAAAUCUCCAGACAUCAUCAGAUGACUUUUCA
Molecule: messenger RNA, 2508 nt
Organism: Scophthalmus maximus (turbot)
Lineage: Eukaryota; Metazoa; Chordata; Actinopteri; Pleuronectiformes; Scophthalmidae
Gene: rexo4
Product: REX4 homolog, 3'-5' exonuclease
Exons: 8
Coding region: 307-1581 (424 amino acids)
Biological process (GO): DNA catabolic process; rRNA processing
Cellular component (GO): nucleus
Molecular function (GO): nucleic acid binding; 3'-5' exonuclease activity
Source: RefSeq, a predicted model, not a curated record